Molecule: messenger RNA, 717 nt
Organism: Penicillium angulare
Lineage: Eukaryota; Fungi; Ascomycota; Eurotiomycetes; Eurotiales; Aspergillaceae
Product: putative GPI anchored glycoprotein
Exons: 3
Coding region: 1-717 (238 amino acids)
Source: RefSeq, a predicted model, not a curated record
AUGCGUUUCUCUACCGUGGUUCUUCUGACUGGCGCUACUGCUGCCUCUGCGACCAGCACCGCGACUCUGCUGCUCCCUGGUUUUGAGGGUCAUGAUCUGCAGGCUAGUGUUCUGAACAAGGAUGCCGAUGCCACCACCUACCUGGUGAGCUGCCCUACCAGCGUCGCCUCCUCCGCCUGUGGAAUCCCCGGUAACGGUCUCACCGCGAUCUCGGCCUCCACCUCGGCCCAGCUGCUCCAAGUUGCCGACGGCAAGACUGCCUCCGUCUCUUGCAACGUCGCCGGUACCACCUACGCCUCCUGCUCCGUCGGGUAUGGCACCGCCCACGCUCACCAGACCCUGACUGGCACCGACCUCAACUGGAUGCCCGUGACAAUCUCCACGAGCACAACUCCCACUUCAACUUCUACUUCAACCUCUACUCCAUCCCCAACCUCGACAUCUACCACCGUCGCCCCAACCUCAACCCGCACCCCGACUCACUCGUCGACCCCAUCGUCAAGCCCUAAGAAGUCCCCUACCAAGUCUUCUUCACGCGCUACCUCCACUCCAAUGGUUACCAGUGCCCCUACCGGUUCUUCUGGUGGCUCUCCCGCCCCAACCACUGGUGGUGCGCCUGCUGCUUCUUCCACACCUGCUCAUGCUGGUGCUGGCUCUGUGGCUCGCAACGGAUGGGUCCUUGGUGGUGCCCUGGCUUUCGCGUAUGCUCUUGUUUAA